This is a messenger RNA of Perca flavescens (yellow perch), 1377 nucleotides long. It is a transcript of the gene onecutl, whose product is annotated as one cut domain, family member, like. Gene Ontology annotation, cellular component: nucleus. The record is from RefSeq and is a predicted model, not a curated record. Gene Ontology annotation, molecular function: DNA-binding transcription factor activity, RNA polymerase II-specific; RNA polymerase II cis-regulatory region sequence-specific DNA binding. Gene Ontology annotation, biological process: regulation of transcription by RNA polymerase II. Bases 1 to 1377 code for a protein of 458 amino acids. NCBI's taxonomy places the organism in Eukaryota, Metazoa, Chordata, Actinopteri, Perciformes, Percidae. The transcript has 2 exons.
AUGGAUGGGAGUCUAGGGGAGAUGUCCCUCCACAGCCACUCUGACCUGGCUCACAGUCAGGACCACGGCAGGGCCAUGCUGCACUCGCGGGACCUCUCAGCUGCGUUCCCCAGGCCUUCCCUCGGGGGCCCCUCCAUGUCUCUGGAGCCCGAGCCCCGUCCGUCCGGCUUCGACCACUCCAUGUCGGCGCUGGGCUACAGCGGCGACUCCCCGUCCGGCGCCGGCAGCACCUACACCACCCUGACCCCCCUGCAGCCCUUUGACGACAAGUUCCACCACCACCACCACCAUCACCACCCCUGCCUGCCCGUCAGCAACGUCAUCGGCAGCUUCACCCUCAUGCGCGAGGACCGAGGCCUCGGCACCAACUUCUACAACCCCUACGGCAAGGACCUGGCCAUGUCCCAAAGCCUGUCCCCCCCCUCCGCCGGUUCGGGCCUGGCCUCCUCCAUGCACGGCUACGGCAGCUUGGGCAACAGUCCCAACGGCAACGGCGGCCAAAUGCUCCACGCCGGCUACGACGUACACGGGGGCAGCCUCUUCUGCCGGACGUCCGAUUUCGGCCGCGAGAUGUCGCCGCCGGGCCUGGGGGGAGGCGACAUGUCAGUGGGGCAUCAGCUGAACAAAAUGGAGGCUCACCAGCACGCCCAAACCAGCCACCACGCUCACCUCUACAGCCAGCACUACCAGCCCCACCAUCACCCGAACCAGCAGACCUCCAAGAUGGGCGAGCACCUGCUCUCCUCUUCGUCCGGCUUGUCCUCGCCCGGCGAGGGCAUGCUGGCGGGCUCGCAUGGCGGCGGCGGUGGCGGCGGCGGCAGCGGCGGGGAGGAGAUCAACACCAGGGACGUGGCCCAGCGGAUCAUCACCGAGCUGAAGAAGUACAGCAUCCCCCAGGCCAUCUUCGCCGAGAGGGUCCUGUGUCGGUCACAGGGCACACUGUCUGACCUCCUGAGGAACCCCAAGCCGUGGGGCAAGCUCAAGUCCGGCCGGGAGACCUUUAAGAGGAUGUCCCGCUGGCUGCAGGAGCCCGAGUUUCAAAGAAUGGCCUCGCUCCGGCUGGAGGCCUGCAAGCGGAAGGAGCAGGAGCAGAGCAAGCUGGAGCGCAACCAGGGCCCGAAGCGCACCAGGCUGGUGUUCACGGACCUGCAGCGGCGUACGCUCUUGGCCAUCUUCAGGGAGAACCACCGCCCGACCAAAGACCUGCAGGUCACCAUCUCCCAGCAGCUGGGCCUGGAGCUGUCCACGGUCAGCAACUUCUUCAUGAACGCCCGCCGACGCAACGUCAACAAGUGGGCCGACGAGGGCCGGCCCUCCUCCACGGGCUCCUCGGGCUCCAGCGUCUCCUCCUCCGCAGUGUCCUGCAGCACGGCAUGA